Messenger RNA from Sinocyclocheilus grahami, 1655 nucleotides. It is a transcript of the gene eif6, whose product is annotated as eukaryotic translation initiation factor 6. Bases 151 to 888 code for a protein of 245 amino acids. The record is from RefSeq and is a predicted model, not a curated record. Gene Ontology annotation, molecular function: ribosome binding. The transcript is spliced from 7 exons. Lineage: Eukaryota; Metazoa; Chordata; Actinopteri; Cypriniformes; Cyprinidae. Gene Ontology annotation, biological process: cytosolic ribosome assembly.
UGACAACAUGGGCUAACGUAUCACGUGCCGUAACGCGUUGACGUCAGCACGUCGAGGAAGUGACGUGAACACGUGGUUUUUCGGCUGGCCACGCUUCUACAUAGAGCGACAAUCGUUUCAGACAGUUUUGAUCAGUUCAAUAGCAGAAGAAUGGCAGUCCGUGCAUCUUUUGAAAAGAAUAAUGAAAUUGGCUGCUUUGCCAAACUCACAAACACAUAUUGCUUGGUGGCGAUUGGCGGUUCAGAAAACUUUUACAGUGUCUUUGAAGGUGAACUGUCAGAAACGAUGCCUGUCGUGCAUGCCUCUAUAGCAGGAUGUCGAAUUAUUGGCAGAAUGUGUGUGGGAAAUCGUCACGGUCUCUUGGUGCCCAACAACACAACAGAUCAAGAGUUACAGCACAUUAGGAACUGCCUGCCAGAUUCAGUGCAGAUUCAGAGAGUAGAAGAGCGUCUUUCUGCGCUGGGGAACGUCAUCGCUUGUAACGACUACGUUGCUCUAGUUCAUCCUGAUCUGGACAGAGAAACCGAAGAGAUUCUUGCAGACACUCUCAAGGUGGAAGUGUUCAGACAGACGAUUGCGGAGCAGGUGCUUGUGGGUAGUUACUGCGCCUUCAGUAACCAGGGAGGCCUCGUCCACCCCAAAACCUCCAUAGAAGAUCAAGAUGAGCUCUCAUCACUCCUGCAAGUACCUUUAGUGGCUGGGACGGUGAACCGCGGUAGUGAGGUGAUCGCUGCUGGUAUGGUGGUGAACGACUGGUGUGCCUUCUGUGGGCUGGACACCACGAGCACGGAGCUGUCCGUCAUCGAGAGCGUCUUCAGAUUGAGUGAAACGCAGCCCAGCGCCAUCGCAACUACCAUGAGAGACUCGCUCAUCGACAGUCUCACAUAAAACUGAAAUGGUUUUGAAGUCUUUAUUUGUGGGAAGGUGCCUAAAUGGACCUGGAAGUCAUUAUUAGACGGUUUGAAGGCUUCAGGGAGACACGCUCUCUUGUCUUUAUACCAUGAGAAAACAUGUUGUCAUUAUAUUAUUCAUGUAUGAACUGCGUGUUACACUGUCUUUUUGUAAAAUACUAAGACAAAAGCAUUGAUUGGCUGAUUUGAUCUAUAAAUCACUUCACAUACUACAUAAAAAAAAGACCACAUGACCUUUAAAUGGUGGCAGAUGUCGUUUGUUUGCUUGCACAAUGCAGCAUCAAUAAAGCUGUGCAUGAUCAACAUCGACUGGUUUGGUAAAUAAAAAUCAUAAACUUCCACAGAAGGUCUUUUUAGUGAUUUUUUUUUAUGUAGUAUUGCUUAUGCCGUUUGAAUAUUAAUAAAAGGCUUUUGACAACAUUCUGAUGCCAUAACUGUUUUAUUGACGGCUGUGAAUAUGAGAAUACAUUCAGAAAUGUGUGGCAGUAUGAAUAGUGCAGUUCAGCUGAACAUGGUCGUCUGUAGCAUGGUUUGGUUCUUUGGUAUUUACCAAUUUGCACAAAUCUCAACACAUUACAGCAUGUUAUAAUGUAGAAUAUAAAAGUAACAUGCGCACAAUGAUAAAAAAACUAAUGGAAUGCAGCAAAAUACUGUAUGAACUCAAACUAGUAAAGUAAAACAUGACAAGAAAAAAUACUGUAUUACCGUUCAAAAGUUUGGGAACUAUGAUUUUGUUUGUUUUUU